ACUCGCUCUUCGCCGGUUGCGGAGAAGCGGCAGCGCUGGAGACCGCCACAUCCCGUGGCCGGGCCCCGCGGUCGCGCUGUGAGAGCAGGGGAAUCGCUUUGCACCAUCCUGCCCGUCCUGUCAGAAUUAGUCCUCAGAAUGAACGCAGGCGUCGCAGGGCGCAUGCGCGGGGGGCCUGGGCAUGCUCAGUAGCGGCGCUGACGCCGCUGUCCUCCCUCCUGCUGGCGGGGCGAGGGGCGGGAGCAUGGUGGGCAGCUCUGAUAGCACCACUGACGGGCUGCGGGAGCGGGCUGGCACCGGCACCGAUCUGGGUAGCAGUGCGCUGGGAGCGUCUGAUAACCCCGGCCCUGCCAAAAAGGACUUAUUUCCCUUUAACUUCUGGCCGCCCCCGGCUUUGUGCGAGACAGGGUCGCGUUUCCCCGCUGGGGACAGUGUCCGCUCGCGGCUCCGUUACCGGCAGGUGGUUCCCGCGGUGUCUCUGGCCCCAUCGAUUACCUCAGUUCCAGAAGGACAGGGAACUGCUGGAGAGAGUCCAGCGCAGAGCAACAAAGAUGAUUAAGGGAGUGGAGCAUCUCCCUUAUGAGGAAAGGCUGAGGGAGCUGGGGCUCUUUAGCUUGGAGGAGACUGAGGGGAGACCUCGUUAAUGUUUAUAAAUAUGUAAAAGUUCCUCAGGCUUAGAAUGGAAAGAGUGAAUACGUGAGAUUGUCUGGCCAUGGGAAGGAGAAGAUGCCUGCUCCAAGGGUGCCAGUGCUGGCAGCAAGAUCACUGGAUCUCUUCUAUUCCAGGAGACAUGGAGGUCUAUUUGUGGUUGGAGCUACCUGACUAGCUAAAGUAUAGAUCAGUCUGCUAUGAAAGUACCUCCCAUGAAGAAGACUGCCUGAUCGCUUAGUUUGCUCUGAAUGUAUCACGUUAUCAGAUAAGCCUUUUCGUGAAAUUAAAAACCAAAACCAAUAUUUUUCUGUUUUCUGGGUUUGGCUUGGAACUUUUUAUCCCCUUUUUUGUCAAUUCAGUUUCAGGAAUAGACUGAAGAAACCAUGGCAAAUCAACGGGAUUAUAUUAGCAGACCUAUUUGCAAUGGAAUUUCUGUUCCUGAAAAUAAGAUCAAUUCCUUAGUGGCUGAAGGUCAUGGACAACAAAUUCUAAAAGUACUACAAAAGUUCAGAGAACAAAAUAUAUUUUUUGACUUUAAAAUUCUUGUGAAAGAUGAGAUAAUCCCUUGUCACCGUUGUGUACUGGCAGCAUGCAGUGAUUUUUUCAGAGCCAUGUUUGAAGUUAAUAUGAAAGAACGAGAUGAUGGCAAUGUUACUAUUAGUAAUCUGUCACCCAAGGCAGUGAAAGCUUUUCUUGAUUACGCUUACACAGGAAAAACAGAGAUAACAAACGAUAAUGUGGAAAUGCUCUUCCAGCUGUCGUCCUUUCUUCAAGUUUCACUCCUUUCCAAAGCUUGCAGUGACUUUCUAAUAAAAAGUAUUGAUCUUGUGAAUUGCUUACAGUUGCUUUCACUAUCAGAAAGUUAUGGCUCUGUCCGCUUAUUUGACCAUGCACUAGACUUUGUACAGCACCACUUUUCCUUGCUACUCAGAUCAAGUGAUUUUUUGGAGAUGAAUUUUGAGAUAUUACAAAAAUGCCUUGAGGCUGAUGAACUAAAUGUCCCUGAGGAAGAAUCAGUAUUGAAAGCCGUCCUUCAAUGGACCAAACAUAACUUAGAAACACGGCAGAAAUACCUGCCUAAUUUGAUUAAAAAAGUGAGACUACACCAGUUACCUGAAAAGACUUUGCAGGAAUUUCUACAUUCUGAAGAACACUUACUUAAGACCGCUAAUUGCUCAGUAAUAAUCAAUGAUGCAGUUAAAAAUGUGCAAGACUUUAGUGGACUGUUUCCAGAUGCACGUCCUUCAACAACAGAAAAAUACAUAUUUGUUCACAAAACUGACGAAGAUGGAGAAAACAGACAUACAUUCUGCUACAACAUCAAAACAGAUAAAUGGAAAGAACUACCACAUACGCACAUGAUUGAUCUUCCAGGGUCAAGUUUAUCUAGCUAUGGAGAAAAAAUAUUUAUAACUGGAGGAUGCAAAGGGAAUUGUUAUAGGACUGUCAGGCUUCAUAUUGCUGAGCCAUUUCAUGAUGCCACUGACCAAACCUGGUGCUACUGUCCAGUCAGCAAUGAAUUCUCCAUAGUCUCAGCUAUGAAAAAACCCAGGACAAUGCACACAUCUGUUGUAACGUUAAAUCAGCUGUUUGUAAUAGGUGGAAAGACCAGAGGAGCUCAAGAAACCCGAAGUCUUUUGGAUGUGGAAUCCUAUAAUCCUCUUUCCAAAGACUGGAAAUCGGUAAGCCAGUUACCAAGAGGUAUCUACUAUCCAGAAGCAAGUGCAUGUCAGAAUAUAAUUUAUGUUCUGGGCUCAGAAGUAGAGAUUACUGAUGCCUUUAAUCCAUCUCUUGACUGUUUCUUUAAGUAUAAUGCUAUGACUGAUCAGUGGUCUGAGCUUGUAGCAGAAUUUGGGCAAUUUUUCCAUGCAACUCUGAUCAAAGCUGUUCCAGUGAACUGUACAUUGUACAUAUGUGAUCUCUCCACCUACAAGGUCUACAGUUUUUGCCCAGAAACCUGUGUUUGGAAAGGGGAAGGAUCUUUUGAAUGCGCUGGCUUUAAUGCAGGGGCAGUUGGGACAGAAGACAAAAUUUAUAUAUUAGGUGGUGAUUAUGCUCCAGAAGAAAUCACAGAUGAAGUUCAAGUCUACCAUAGUAGCAGGUCUGAGUGGGAAGAAGUUUCACCAAUGCCAAGAGCCUUAACUGAGUUUUACUGUCAGGUCAUUCAGUUUAAUAAAUAUAGGGACCCCUGGUCAUCUGUACUGACAAUUUGCUCUGGAGAAUUUUGAAACUCCUGAGUAAAAAAUCUAUUUAAAUACACAAGUUUUAGAACGGAUUUUUAGGUAUUAAUUUACAGACAGAAAAAUAUACAGUAUUUUGUUUAAAUCUUCCAUUUACAUUUUAUGCUAUAUAAUUGCUUUUGGAAGAGUCCAUUAAAUUGUCAUUCAUGCUAGUCAUUAUAUAGAAUUAUUACUUAAUUUUUUAUGCAAGUCUUCUCUGUAAUUAUCUGAAUAAUUUGCAAAAUGAUAUUACUUUUCAAAAAAGCGUAGUUAUGAGGCAUUCAUUGUGUAAUAUGUGCCAUUAUUUCUGUAAUAUUCACAGUUGUCCCAGUAGACAAACUGCUGAGUGAGAAAACUGACUGUGAUACUGUUUUCCCUAUGUAACUGAAGUUUAAAAGAAAUCGGCUUUACUGUUGCUUUACUUAGUUGUUUUGGUUUUGUUUGUUUGUUUGUUUGUUUUUUAAUAUUCGUAAACCUGUAAGAGGAAUUAAUUGUCAGCUUUAUCUUAUCAGAAUGAUCUUAGCAAGGGCAAAAUUCAAAGUGACCUUCACAGCAUUAAAACCAGGUAUCUAACUUGAAGAGUCUGGUAAUUCCUGUCAUCUUACUUCAGCUCUUCAGUUUUACCAGUUUUUCUCCAUCCCUGUGCCUUAGUAGUAGCUGUAAUUUCUGUUUUCAUCUCAUUAAGUGUGGUAAGAUAAACUCUGAUAACAGCGCAGGGUAGAGAAGAUUUCUACAGGGUGGAUGAUUUGUGUGGUAUCUUUGCUUCAGUCAUGCUGUUAACUAAAGGUAAAGCACUUCAGGAUGUUUUCUAACAGAAGUCUUCCAUCUCUGAAGUCUCCAGUGCUAUCUACUGAACAGCUACUAGGGGGCUUAGAGCAGCAAGCUCUAAAAUAAAUGUUAGUGGUUGCUUCGGUUAACUAUGGGAAAAGUUCGUAUCUUGUCAUACAUGAAAUAUAAAGUUACAAAAAUAAAUCCCAAUAUUUAAAGUAGAAGUAAAUAGUAUUUCUGAAGUGAAAGGAUUCCUUUUUUAAAACUUCUAUAGUGGUUUGAAUGAAUUAAAACACUUUCAUCUUGUACUUCAUGGUAAUUUUAAGUGUUAAAAUAUUACACUGUAAACACUACACAAUAUAUUGCCUGAUAAACUUUCAGUAGUUAUCUAUGAUAAUGUUAAAAUUGUAAUGGACUUCUAGUAUUAAUACUAGUCUAGGCAUACAUUAUGAAGGAAAUUUGAUCUCAUGCAUACAAAGUAUCUGACCGAAGGACACAGAAAUUAGCUCGGUAUUAUAAAUGCAUGUGUAAUCUUCCACAGCCUGAGAUUUUUUUUCUUUCCAGCUAUUUGAAGAAGAUAUUGGGAGCCCUUGUGUUCCAUAUAAGUAUAAUUUAAGCAGUAAGGUUGUCUUAGGCCAGGCAGAAUAGUUCUAAAUAUCUACGCACAUCUUUUCCAAGCAGUUUAAAAAUUAACAAAAUUUAGCGAGGAAUCUAAAACGUCUUUCAUAUGGCUUGAGAUGACUGCAGUAAGUUCACUAUCACGUCACUACUGAAUUUAUUUUUUGCAAAACUCAAGCUCAAUAUUAAUGCUUAAAGCUUAAUACUGCCUAGCAACAUACUUCUGUUUUAAACAGUGAACAAGGGAAAGCGCAAAGUCUGUGAUUAACUCUAUAAUAUGUCGUCAGAUACUUUUAUAAAUUUAGAUAAUAUUCAUCAUAAGUAUUUUCAUAAAGAUGUAAAUGAAAAUUAUGCACAUUUGGAGAACACAUUAAUAGAGUGGAACCUUCCCACUCAAAAGUUUAUUUGUAUUAAGAUGUGUGCAAGUUCUGUAAAAGUAAAUAGCUUUUUAUUACAGUAUUUCAGGCAACUUUCACAUUUAUUUUGCUCUUUUCAUAGUGAGUCUCCAAAUCUUGUAACUACACUUAGCCAGGUAACCUUUACAAUCACCAUACUGAAAUGUAAGCAUUUUUAUAUUGGAACACGACUACCUUUUGUUAGUGCAAAACAAAUGUAUUGAAUAGUUUACAAGAGAUGGAGAAUACUAUUCCUGCCUACUGAGGCAGUAGGAGAAAAAUAAAUAGAUAUAUGGAAGAGUAGUUUUAGCAUUAAAAGAGCUACUUACAGUAGCAUAGAGUCUUCAUUAAUCAUUAAUUGCAGCUUGUCACUUCCUCAGAAAUACAAGGCCCAAUUCUCCUCUGCUCGUGUUUUUGUGUUUUAUACCCAAGUAAUACGAGUAUGCAAUUUAUGCAAUGAGAAAAGUAACAUAUGCCCAUAGUGCAUGGGUGUAAAUAGCUAUGCAAACUGGAAUAAACUAGAGAAUUGUGAGGUUUUUUUAAUUGCCACUGUCAUGAGGAGGUUGCUGGCUUAUGUAAACAGCAAAUGAAUCGGUAAUUCAGGUGAUGCUCUUUCCCCUAAGUUUUUCCUUACAGCAAGUUUUUGGCAGUCUUCCAUCCAGCUAUUGCUAUAUGUAUAAGCCUCUGGCAUAUGACAUCAGAUAGAGCAAUGACAUAGGUGGUAAAUUACUCACUAUAUAUAGUGAACACUGAAGCUUAAUUUGGAAAAUAGACAUACUUCUUUAAUACUGUAUGCUACAUUUGCACAGGAACUAGCCUCAGUUCCCAGUUUGACAAAUCAUUCAUGGAUUGCAAUUGGACUUGCGCUAUCUUACUUAGUGAUCAGGAAAUAAUGUAGGAGUGUCAGUUACUUUAUAUCAUUACUUAAAGAUACUGUGAAAUUGUAUGAAUUUUCUUCAGUUAUAUAGGUAAGGCUGUAUUACAACUCUCUCGGAGGGAAAAAAAGGUCAUUUCCCGCAAUUCCACAGAGAGUUAAAUCUGAUAGCAGAAUUGAGUGCAAAAGAAGCUGUGUUAGAAAGUCAUGGCUAAAAACAAGGCUUUAUGAUAAAAUUAGGGGCCUAUGUUCCAAAUCCUGUAGUUAAUUGCUAAUCAUGUAAGAAAUCUCAGUGAAGUCAAGUAUACUACUCAGAAGAAUAUGGAUUACUUGCAUGAGUAACUGCUGUAGGUCUGGAUCAAAUGUUCAAUCUACACAGCUGUUGCGCAAUUUUUAAAAACUCACAAAAUUAGUGCAAAGGGAGUUUUUCUACAUCUUUUCUGACUUUUCAAAGCUCACAGUACUAUAUGAAAAAGUACCUUCCUCUAAAAAUAGUCGAUGACUAGGUUAAAGAUUACCUGUGUUCUCACUGAAAUAUAGUAAGAUGUUUAAAACAUAAGAAUUGCAUGUAAAAUUAUAAUCUACUAUUUGCACUUAAACAAUGUAACCAAAACAUUUCUAAUAGUAUUCUAUUAUAUGUCACAGAACACAUUACAAGCAUGACCAGUAUAAUAUACACAAAUAUAUAUUGUAUGUGGGAUUUUAGUAUCCAGUAAUGAUUAUAUUGGAUAAUCUUAAUUUUUGAAGAAUGCUAUCAAAACAUUAUGGCACUUUGAUAAUGUUAUCACAAUGGUUUAGUUGUUACAAUAAAUAUCAAUUAUUCAGGUGUUGAUUAUGUUUGCACAGACAUGAUAAUUAUUAUUUAUGUACCAAUGAAUUUAUUUCCUAUAUUCUAAAUACAUUUGUAGUAAGUCAGUUUACUGCUGUUAAAAAUUCAUUAUAUUCACAAAACAGAGUAGAUUUAUUGGGUCAGAUUUAUUUCUGGUAUUACUCCAUGAAGAAAGCUGUGUACCUUCUCUGAUUAACAGUAAGUAGUAGGUAAGGUAUAGGCUAUAGAAUGUGCUUUCUGCAGCUGGUAAUGUGGAGUCUAAUUUUAGAUGUUUCUGUUUGUAGGUGACCAACAGGAGGCAGCAUAAACUCUAUUUUAAUUAAAACAGACAGAAACCAGGGAUAUAUUUGACAGUAUUUAUAGGUGAACACUAUGCUUAAUUUACUUUUUUCCCUUCUAACAUCCAGUAAAGCAUAGAGAUCAGUAACGUUUUGCUGCUGCCUGGGCUCUGCUGAUAUGUGGAAAGUAUGAUACUACAUGUUUGCCAACAUGUUCAUUUUUCUGUGAAAUAAAGGCACUGAGCAACGGAA
Molecule: messenger RNA, 6884 nt
Organism: Columba livia (rock pigeon)
Lineage: Eukaryota; Metazoa; Chordata; Aves; Columbiformes; Columbidae
Gene: KBTBD3
Product: kelch repeat and BTB domain containing 3
Exons: 4
Coding region: 1035-2879 (614 amino acids)
Molecular function (GO): protein binding
Source: RefSeq, a predicted model, not a curated record